UCCUUCUCUUUCUGUUGCCGUGUUCUAUCUAAAGCUGCGGCGGCAGUUGGUAGCGCUGUCCUUCCCUUGCCUUCGGACACGCUGCGCUGCUCAUCCUCCUGUGACUUGUUGGCUGGUUAUAGAGAAUCAUUUUUUCACAUCACUGUGAUUAUUUUGCAAUCGUUCUUUCAUCAUCAAAUUUUUGCACCGUCGUCGGUUCGUGAGUGAUAUAUUUGUGGAUUCUAUCGAAGAGAUUAUCGGGGCAAAAAAAUGCAAUCAUUCCAAUUACAGUGCAGUGGUGGUGAGAGAGUGAUGAAAUUUCUAAUUCCACUUUCGCAGUGCGGUAGAAAAUGGAUCCGAUAGGAAAAUCAUUCCGAGGAAAUUAAUUUUACAGAGCUUGAAAAAUUCAGGUGUGUUCUGAGUUGAAAAGGUUCGCCUCUGUGUGAGUGAGUGUGUGUGACUCGAACUGUGAGGUUCGAAUGUGUGUGUGCGCGAUUAUUGGUAGCCUAGCAAGAGUAUACAUCAGCGAAGAACGAUGGGUACAUACAAGGCAAGAGUAACCAUGGAUGGAAAAUAAACCCCACAAAGAAGCAACAACGGCAAAGAAUGUUUCGAGCUGCUGAAGUCAACUGCAAACGAUAGCUGGCCGCUGGCCGCACACCUUCUCGGGAAAACGCUUUCGACGCCCGUUCAUGGCUCUCUGCAUUGUGGAAAGUGCCCAACGAGUGUGUCAGUUUGUUAUUGUUUUCCUUUCAUUGCAGUGAAGAGUGAUUUUUGAGAAUGGGAAAAAAUCUAAAGCAACAGAAAAAUUAACGAUCAAGAAUGAGUGAUGAAAGUUUGCGGAGCACAUUGGUAUUGUGGUGAAAUUUUCGAUCCGUCGAGUUUCGUGUGAAUUUGCAAAUGUCAAUGAGGGCAGAGGAAUUUUUCCACCUGUGAACCCGUAAGAAGUGCAGUGCAGUGCGCGAAUAGCAGUUGAAGGCAAUCCACAGUACCCGGAAAGGGGAUUAUUUUGGAUUUUCUUCAUCGUCGUCGUCGAGACACACACAAACACACAGGAACGCAGCAGUGUGUGUUGUAGCUCCAUAAAGUCAGCAGCAGCAACAGUAAGAGGAGUAGGACAGUGAGCAGCUUGAAAAAAAAAAUAUAUAGCAGAGCAGCAAAACCAGAUUAGACAACCGCACCCACGAUGGACGAGCGGCGGGUGGCGGAUUACUUCGUGGUGGCCGGCAUGCCGGAGAACCCGAAGCUACUGAAGGAGAACAUCUUCAGCGAUUCGUCCCACCUCCGGUCGGCCGUCACGAUCGAUCCGAUCACCGACAUCGGCGUCUUCUUCCCCUCGCUCGGGGAAAAAAUUCCCGCAGACUACGAAGUGCUGGAAAACACACCGUCCAGUCUGCUGGCAGAUCUCAACUAUGGUUCCGUGCGAACCACGGCCUGUUUCAUAUACUACCGCCGGGGGAAGGACAAACCGCCGCUGGUCGAUAUCGGCGUCAUGUACGAGGGCGCCGAGCGGAUCAUGUCCGAUGCGGAAAUCGUCUACAAUACCCCGGGUGACCGGUUGGCCAAUGUGAACAAUUCAUCCGCCAAGACGUUUCUCACGUUUCGGAGAGCCAAGAAUGACAUGCCCUGCAACGAGCUGGUUGUAACCGAUCUGUGCGUGGUGAUCCCCUCGAAGGGAGAGAAGCCACCGCAUGCCUUCUGCAUGAUUCACAAAACGCUCAACAAGGGCAUCAUGGGCAGCGACGUGUACCUGUGCUACAAAAAGUCCAUGAACCGUCCGAAGCUGAUCAGCUACCAGCCGGAGAUUAUGCAUCGCUAUCCUACGGUCGAUCACAACGACUUUCCGCUGAAUCUGUGUCCCAGUGUGCCACUGUUUUGCCUGCCGAUGGGGACGACCUUGGAAGCAUGGCCCCAUGUGCCCGGUGGCGAUGGGAAGCUGAAGCGGAAACCAAUACAGCCUAUAUUUAGCACAUUUGUGCUAACCGUCAACGAUGGAACCUACAAGGUGUACGGUUCUGCCUUAACGUUCUACGAAGAUUUCGAUGAAAAACUACUCAACGACCAGCAGCGAGAGCUUCUCGAGUGGAGUCCGGACUCGCACAAGACCUAUUCUCUGCAUGUGAACAAAUCCAUCUGUCUGCUGUCCAGGUGGCCCUUUGGAGAUACCUUCGAAAAAUGGCUCCAAUUUUUGCACCAAAUCUCCAUCUACAACGAACCACUUCCGGUUCCAAUCGAGCGCUACAUCACCCACCUGCUCGACGAAGUGCCAUUCCCAUCUCCAAGCAUCAUGCUGCAGCUUUCCAACAUUAACAACGAUCGAAUCCUGCUCACUCUUCCGGAGGAUUCGCCUCUGCCCCGAAGCGGUGCCGGAUUCCGCCAACUACUCUCCAACCUGGGCCCGGAAAACUGUCUCCACGUGCUGCUCCUGGUGAUGACCGAGCAAAAAAUCCUCAUCCACUCGUUGCGACCUGCCACCCUGACGGCGGUCGCCGAAGCCGUCUCUUCCUUCCUCUUUCCCUUCAAAUGGCAGUGUCCCUACAUUCCGCUGUGUCCUCUGGGCUUGGCAGAGGUCCUGCACGCUCCGCUUCCCUACCUUAUUGGAGUGGAUUCGAGGUUUUUCGACCUGUACGAACCUCCGAGCGAUGUGACCUGCGUCGAUCUGGAUACGAACACAAUCGGUUUGUGCGAAUCGCAGAAGCAUCUCAAUACCAAGCUGCUCCCAAAGCGGGCGGCUCGCAUCCUGAAGCAGACCCUGCGGAACUUGGACGAACUCAAUCAAACCGGUGGAAACGAAUCGUCCAACAGUCUAGAUCGGGACUUCAAGAAGAAAAAACGCGAGCAGAACCUCGAACAGCGAAUACAGGAAGCGUUCCUCCAGUUCAUGGCAUCGAUUAUGAAGGGUUACAGAGAUUAUUUGGUACCGAUUUCGAAGGCACCGACGUGUGGUGCCACCGACCCGGACGCACUGUUUCAGUUGAAUGCCUUUCUGAGGUCGCGGGACAAGGCUCACCACAAAUUCUUUCAGAUGCUCAUGAAGACGCAGAUGUUCAUCAAGUUCAUCGAAGAACGUUCCUUUGUGUCCGAUGGCGAUCACAAUUUGGCGUUCUUUGACGAGUGCGCCGAGAAGGUUAGCACCUACGAAGAUACUCCCACAGAAGUGAAACUGAUCGAAUGGGACUGCGGUCACGGCAGUGAGCGAACCAAAGUGAUACUGCCUCCGGAAUGCCAACCGGGGCUGCAGGAUCAAAGCUUCUGCUACAGCUCGUUCAUUCUGAAUCCGAUUUUGUUGAAACAGUCCCGACGGAGCAUGCUAGUUAAUGCGCUUCAGCAUCACAACAGUUUGGCGCCCGGUUCGCCGAUGGCCCGUCGCACGAAGCAUGAGAUUAAAACGGCCCAGAAGCUUGCCCGCAAGAACCAGGGCAAUCCAGAACUCUGGGCCAAGCACCUUCUGGCGGCCUGCUAUUCGAUCUAUUUCAUCGUCCUGCCCAGUUUGAUUUCCGAAAACGCUGGUCGGGAACACGCCAUCCUGAAGGCGGCCUACGAUCUGCUUGGCAAAGCAAGCAAACUAAAGAUCCAGUGCGACGAAGUUUGCUACCGUAUAAUGAUGCAGCUAUGCGGAAUGCACAACCUGCCUGUCCUGGCCGUUCGGCUUCACUACCUGAUGAAGCGCUCGGGGAUUCAACCGAACGCGCUUACCUACGGAUUUUACAACCGGUGCGUACUGGAAGCUCAGUGGCCUUCGGAUUCCAUCCUUUCCAGCCAGAUGCGCUGGAAUCGUCUUCGUAACAUCGUAAUGGGCGCUGCCCACUUCAAACGGGCCGGUAAGAAGUUUGCCGCCCGUCGGAGACUCUCCGUAUCGCAAGAGAACAACCUCAGCACCUUGGAGUCCGUCGAUGGAACAUCCCGAACCAGUCUGGAUUCGGGAAUAUCCCAGGCGGAACAUCAGUCCACCUCCACCAUCGAUUUUGCGGCCUUCGAUAAGCUCCGCGGACGGUUGGGUGCCAUCGUACGGCAGUCCGCAGCUCAUCAAGAAUCGUCGGAUGUCCUGUCCAGUGCCGGUUUGCUCAUCAGCGGCGAAGCGGGACACCACUUGAAGAACAGCCCGAAAGAAAAGCAAUCGUCCUUCAAAGCCCCGUCAGCGGCAAGUUCGUGCGAUUUAAGUCCUCGCAUGUUGGCCCGAGCUGACAGUUUCGCCGGAGAUUCCAAGUUUAUCGAUAAACUACAGAGGCAAGGGAUACACUUCCCAAACGGCGCAGUCACACCGAAUGGGACGAUCGGUGACAGUGCGGUGGGCAAGGUAAAGCGGGCUUUGGAUUUUGAAAACGAGAACGAGAACAGUUCCCAGGAAGAACUGACGGAUGACAAAGGCAACGGAAAGGGAAGUCCAACCAAGGUAUCCCCGCGCACGUUGGUAACCCAGGAUGAUCCGCUGGGUGCGCUGAAUGACGACGGAAACGACGAGGUGUUGGAGGUGCGCCAAUCAACCGAGAAGCUGACGUUGGCGGGUGGCCAGAAUGGAAUCCAUCACAACAACACCAUCUACACGGAUCAGCCGAUUCUGUUCAAGGGACAACGGUCGGCAACGUUCGACGAUUCGCUGCAGCUGAACAAGAGCAUGCACCGGUCGGAGACGAUGCCGGUGACGAGUUCGGUGACGUCCAGCUUCGCCAGUAUCGGCUCGACGCUGAAGUUCAAUUUCGGCCCCAGUCUGACGGGUAAGAAAUCGAACGAGAUUCUCCAGGGUGGACUGAGCAGCAUCAAGAACGCAGCCACCUCGGUUGCGAAGAAGCUGGACGAGAUCAAGGAAGCCAUCUCGGCCAACUCGACGCCGGUAAAGACGGGCUCCGGUACGAUCAUCGGCAGCAACGGACUGGAUCGGGAAGGACUCGGUUCGGAGAGUGACCUGAUGAACGAGGACGGCAGCGUCGGUAUCAAUGGAAACCGAUCGCGCCGGGUGUCCAGCGAAUUCGACCUCUGGGGGCGGUUUAGCGAGUCCCGGAAGUCCAGCUACAAUAAUCUAGUGCCUCUGGGGGAGAACACCACGUCGAGCAAUAGUUUGAACACAUAUCCCACGCUGCCGGACAAUAUCUACACAGCGGUUGCGGAGGUUUCGGAACCGAACGAAUCGGACUUUGUGAUACAGAUUACGUCCUGUUCGCAGUGCCACAACUGCUCGGUACUGCUGUACGACGAGGACGUGAUGGCCGGUUGGUCGGCGGAAGAUUCCAACCUGAACACCACCUGCCAUGCUUGCGGUAAGGUUACAGUACCAUUCCUGAAUAUUUUCAUCAUUUCCGAGGAACUGCGGUCGAAUAAAUCGGCGAUGGCCAAACAGCAACAGCAGCAAACAGACGUAAUCACCGUGCCAUAUCUGAACCCGCUGGUGCUUCGGAAAGAACUGGAGAACAUCUUGGGUCAGGAAGGAGACCUCGCCCUGGCCAAAACCAGCUUCGUUGAAGAGCAUCCCAUAAUCUACUGGAACUUGGUAUGGUACAUGGAGCGUAUCGACGUCAGUACCCAUUUACCGAACCUCUGUCUGCCGAAAAAGGAGGGAGAAAAUGUCGAUCCUUUGAGCAACCUGAAAACUGUAUCGGUUCACUGUCUGUGGGACAAUCCACGGUUACACUCAGAGGCCGGACCAGCCAUGUACAUGCUCUGGCGGCAGAACCAGCCGGCUAGUCCGCUGUUGAAGGCUCUCCUCACCGAUCAGACUUCGAUCAACCGGGCGGUCAUGCAACAGGUGAUUGCCUCAAUCCGCUGUAGCGAUCUGCUAACUCCGGUCAAACGGUUGGCCAACGAGCGGCACAAGCUCAAACACCGGGGCGUCGAUCGUACGCACUCGAUCUACCGGGACCUUCUGUUCCUGGCACUUAUUGCCAUCGGCCGGUCGAACAUCGAUCUGAUUUCGUUCCAUCGCGAGUAUGCGGCCGUGUUCGACAAGCUGACCGAAAAGGAGUGCAACAUGUACUACCGCAGCCAAGAUCUACCGCCAUCGUCGGCAGCCAUCUUCUGCCGGGCCUACUUUAAGCCCCUAAUGCUGCCCUGACCGCAACCGAACCGACUGCGGUACGACUUCGGUGCACUGCGAUCCAGUGCCCAGGUCGUCUCGCCAAGAAACGGCAGCAGGUAGCUCAGACAAACGGCAAGAAAUAGGGUCGCUUACCUUCGCAGGGCAAGGUAAGUGACCGUAAGUGAUAGAAUCGUUGUUUUUGCUGAAAAAUUAUUCACAAACACAAGAGAGGACAACAAUAAAUUAUACGUAGGUAGCAAUGUCAGCAACGCUUCAUUUUCAUCCAUUUCCCCCGUUAGGAAUCGCUAAUUAGUAAAAUAUUUCCAUCCCAUCAAACAUAACCUAUAGCACCGACUUGCAGUGAGGUUAGGACCUUAUAACCCCAAUUUACGAUUUAUCCAUCCUGCUUAAAUAGGGCAAUGAAACUGCAACAACAGAGAAGAUUAUAUAUAUAUCUAAUAAAGGGAGCUUGAAAACUAAUAACAACUAACCCCUAGCGAAAAUGUCCCGUUAACAAACCGAAAUGAGAUUAGUCAUACCCAAUAACAACCAAAACGACGCCCGCUCAACGCGUCAACGCAAUCAGAUUAUUAAAACUACUUAUGACCCCUGUGACUGCGCCUACUUUGAUCAACUAGCACCUUGCUAGCUGAGAAACAAACAACAAAUUUCGACGGAAUUAUGUGAUACAAGUACGUUUUCCUUUCUACUCGCAAGUAAAACAAAAGUUUGAUAAUAAAUAAGCAUUCGCACUUGUAAGAUUAUAUUUUUUUUUUCGAUUUCGUGACGAUACUUUAUCAUAUAUGUUGGCGAAGAUGGUGAACGUAAAGCUUUUUUUAAGUGUUAGUUAAUAUGUUUGUUAGGCAAUAAUGGUUUAGAGAGCAGGUGAACCGAUUUUUAGUAAGGAGCUUUGUACUUUCUUAUUUGUUAGAUUUAGUUUAUUUUUGCGCUCUGUGUUGAUGGUAAAAGGCACGGCAACAACAAUAACAGAAUUAACGGUUAGGUAAGUGUUACUUCAAAGCCGCACGCACGGCAAAAAGAGAAGCUGUUUGAAGGUUAUGUUAGGGUUACUGGUUCAGAGGACAUGGCUGACAAAUAGAUGAAACAAAUCUAGAGGAAAUAUAUGUACGAUUCUAUGAUAA
Ochlerotatus camptorhynchus is the source of this 7131-nucleotide messenger RNA. It is a transcript of the gene Crag, whose product is annotated as DENN domain-containing protein Crag. Gene Ontology annotation, biological process: regulation of Rab protein signal transduction. The record is from RefSeq and is a predicted model, not a curated record. Gene Ontology annotation, molecular function: protein binding. Gene Ontology annotation, cellular component: cytoplasmic vesicle. Bases 1166 to 6025 code for a protein of 1619 amino acids. NCBI's taxonomy places the organism in Eukaryota, Metazoa, Arthropoda, Insecta, Diptera, Culicidae. The transcript is spliced from 10 exons.